Messenger RNA from Myripristis murdjan (pinecone soldierfish), 3662 nucleotides. Its product is annotated as multiple epidermal growth factor-like domains protein 9. The transcript has 6 exons. Bases 129 to 1994 code for a protein of 621 amino acids. Lineage: Eukaryota; Metazoa; Chordata; Actinopteri; Holocentriformes; Holocentridae. Gene Ontology annotation, biological process: tissue development; animal organ morphogenesis. The record is from RefSeq and is a predicted model, not a curated record.
CCUGGUUCAUAGGGCAACAAGCAGCAGCGUACAGCCGCCGAGGACAUCAAUGGUGGAGUACGCGUCCAUUCAGGGAAAGGUCUGAGAGAGACCAUUACUGGGGCUUACAUGGAGAGCUGAAAUUGAAUAUGAGGCUAACGUCCUUAAUGAUGUACAUAUCUCCGGUUUUGCUAUUUAUUUUGUAUGUAUAUAUUGGAUUUUCUGAAGCUGCACCUCGCAUCGGUUCCUAUGAUGCGUCGCCUAUCUCCAGGAAGCCCGGCUCUGCCUCCAGCACCUUGGAGACCUUUCACACCGCCUUGCCUAGUCGUGUACCGGACAGCAGGUUCGCCCUCGGGCCUCUGACGGGACUCACACCGUCGCCUACCAUUGUCUCUGCCGGUCCGUUCAGCGACACUGGCCCAGGCUCCCAAGUCGCAACCACCUUCCAGCCUCCAACAACGGACCCUACCACCACUACUACUGCUACUACUACUGCAACUACUACUACCGCCCCGGGCACAGAAAUCCUUUAUAAAGAGCAAAUAGCAGCGCCGAUCCCCAGACUAACAGGUGCAAGAAAAAGAUCCACUGAUGCACAAACAGCAGUUUUGGCUCCGGAGAAAAUGCUGCAGACCAUGGUGUCUAUGGUCUCACAGCGAACAGCAAACGAUGCGUGGUCUGCGGAUAAUACUGGCACAUCAAUUACCUCAGCCGAGAAUAGUCAAGAGGCCCUGUGUAACUGCAGCAGCGGCGGUGAGGGGAUUCUGGACCCGGACGAGUGUGACCAGAGCAGCGGCCAGUGCUCGUGUCUGUCCGGCUACACGGGCCUGCAGUGUGACGAGUGCGAGGACGGCUACUUCACCAACGGCACCAGCGGCUGCCUGCCUUGUAGCUGUGACUCAUUCGGCGCCGUGAACCACCUCUGCGACAGCUCAGGGAUGUGUGUGUGCAAGACCGGAGUGUAUGGACCCAAGUGUGAUGAAUGCCACCCGGGUUUCUUCCGCUUCAGCAGUACUGGUUGCCAGCCAUGCCAGUGUCACAACCACACCAACUACUGCCACCCACAGUCUGGUGUGUGUCUGAACUGUGUGGACAACACCCAAGGAGCCAACUGUGAGGAGUGCAAGCCUGGUUUCUACCGCAGCCCUGCUGCUGCCCUGACCGAGGCUUGUGCACCGUGUCCCUGCUCCAACUCCACCUCCACUGGCAGCUGUCACACCGAUCCUGGUGGCUCCCCAGUGUGUGACCAGUGCCUUCCCCACCACAGAGGUCCAGAGUGUGACCAGUGUGCCGCUGGUUUUUUCAAAGCGUCCGGGCUUUGUGUUCCGUGUGACUGCAAUGGAAACGCAGACCCUCAGGGGCCCGAACAGCUGUGCCACGCUGACACCGGCCACUGCCUGCGCUGCAUCAACAACACCACGGGGCCGCAGUGCCAGCUCUGUGCUCCUGGCUUCACCGGGGACGCCCAAGCACACAACUGCACCCGUCCAGCACCCCGGCUCAUUGCCACACCAGCCGUUGAAACCACAACAGAGGCCCCCAGAUCCAGCACCUCUGCCCCCUCUAGCCACCCCACCAGCUCAAGCCCCACCUCCAGCACGGCCGACGGUGGCCUGGCCUCAACAACCAGCAGCAACACAAGUGCGGCGCCCAGGGCCGGCACCACCCAGACCCUGCUGACUAGCCUGAGCAGCCCAACGGACAACACCACAGCAGCACUGACUGAAGUGUCCUGGACCCAGUUCAACAUCAUCAUCCUGGCCGUCAUCAUCCUGGUGGUGCUGCUGCUGCUGGGCUUUGUCGGAGGGGUGUACACCUACAGGGAGUACCAGAACCGCAAGCUCAACGCCCCCUUCUGGACCAUCGAGCUGAAAGAGGACAACAUCAGCUUCAGCAGCUACCACGACAGCAUCCCCAACGCCGACGUGUCCGGCCUGCUGGAGGACGAGGCCAAUGAGGUGGCGCCUAACGGCCAGCUGGCCCUCACCACACAGGGCAACUGCUACAAGGCUUAGCGGUCUGUCUUGUCCACAUGUGGACCGGACGCCUCAAUACAGACAACACAAAGCUGCUGGAUAGUACCGAAAUCCCAAAGCUCCUUUCAUGUAGAACUCUGCUUUCUCUACCCAGCACUCAACAGGCAACAGGACAGUGACACCAAGCAGAUGUGAUCAAAGACAGGGGGGAAACAGAGGCAAAGUAUCCCUCUUGAUGUGUUUCCCCCUUUCCAAUAUGAUUGGUGGGGAAGAUCAGUGACAAGGGUCCAAAGAGAAUAUGAUGUUUUGUUUCAGUUGUGCCUAUAGAGGGCACUGUUGCAGAUUUGUAAGGUAAUUGGCAGGUACUCAAGACGCAGUAGAUCGAUCCUCACACAGUUCACAGAUUUAGCAGGAGCCUAGCAUUUCAAACAAUUUUUAAAACGGACUAACAGACUGUUUAAGUUAUAACUCGAUCGCUGGACCGGUGAUCUUUAAUGGAGACAAUGAUUGUUAUUUAAUUAAUUUUUAUUCCGUUCUUAUUUAUUGGUUGAUUCCUCGGGAGAAAUGCUGCACAUGUAUGACGUGUUUUUCAUGGUGUUUUAUCUUAACGUGCUAUUGAAUGGUAUUUGAAUCGGCUGGUAUGUUUUCAUGUAUAGGUUUUUUUUUUAUGGUUUUUGUUUUUGUGAGAGUACUAAGGGGGAAGAUGAAAGCUGCUGACACAAGCAAUUAAUGACCUCGUCUUUUGUUUAUAGCUUUCUAUCCUUUAUGAAAAAGUCGCCAGGUCACCUAGAGUAUUAAAGAGGAGUGUUUCUUUUAAAGACAUGACAAAUCCAGCUCAACUCUUACCACUUGGCACAGCUGCAGGGCAGUGACGCAUACGCUUACGCAGAUUGCCACACUAUACUUGUAAUUCAGUCUAAUCUGCUCUUUGCUGCCUACCUCAGCAGAUGUCAUUGAAAAAUACUGUCAAAAAACGUAGUCCCAUAUCUAUGUAUUGGUUGGUUUUCAUGACUCAGCCUGGCAUGAUUAAUGCAGGUAGAAUGAAACCAGCCUGUACAUGGUGAAAUUAGUCUGUCGGUCAGUAUCGUCACUCGCAAGCUCAUUGCACCAGGCUAAAGGUGAGUUUGUGUAAAACUGAUGCGCUUCAUUCCUAAGCCUGGACAUUGGUUCAGUCUAGUUUCCUUUUCUUUUUUUAAUGUUGCUUAGACUAUUGGACAUUGGUUGGCUCCAUUUCUUUUUACCAUGAUAAAUGAGUUCAUUAUGAAACUAACUCCUCAGGUACUGGCUCUUUCCCCAAUGUGAUCAUUGUAAAUAUCUUGUACAGAUGAAUGUGAAUAGUAGCAUUAUUAUUGUACAGGUAGAAUACUGUGUGUACACUGUCACUCAACAGAACUCCCAACCUUUCACUCCUGAGGGUCUAACAUUGCAGUCAGCCCUUAACAUUUCUCUCUCUCUCUCUCUCUCUCUCUCUGUCUCUCUCUCUCUCUCUCUCACUCUCACUCACUCACUUCUCUCUCUCUCUCUCUCUCUCUCUCUCUCUCUCUCUCUCUCUCUCUCUCUCUCUCAGUGAACUUUUUUUUCCAUAUAAUCAGCUGCAGGACAAAUGCACCACUGAACUGUUGCGCUCAAGACAAGAGAAUAAAAUGGUGUAAAUAAUAUUACAAACUCUGAGCUCAACUGUCAAAUAAAAUUGGGUUGAACUGUUAA